AACUAGAUUCGUUCGUACUGAGGGGCUAGUUCGUCGACACUGGCCAGCUAUUCCGGACGUACCACGGUGGUAACAAACAGCGGAGGGCUCAAACGUACAAUGAUUAUGGACAGCGAUCCGAUUCGGGGAGAGCCGGUCAUCGAUAUUAUUGAUGACGCCUGGCGGUUUGACCAACUUCCAAAAGGCGAGGUGCGGGUUCCUGUCGAAGAGCUGCCGGAUCCCGAACCAGAUAAUGGGAACCCUUUAGAAACUCUACGUGAGCAGGAAAUGAAAUGGAAUGACUUCGCCCUGAAUCGUCUUCAGGCUCAGCCAGAUGCAUCGCCAUAAAGACCACUGCAACUCCAUUGACAUGAGUCGUCUGAAAAACGCAGACGUCUCUUUCUAGACUGUAUAUUAACGCGUAUAUCCCGCUUAGAAAAUAUAUUUUUAUGAAUCAAAUGGAAUAAGAAAGUGAUUUGGCAAGUU
Messenger RNA from Varroa destructor (honeybee mite), 465 nucleotides. Its product is annotated as anaphase-promoting complex subunit 13. NCBI's taxonomy places the organism in Eukaryota, Metazoa, Arthropoda, Arachnida, Mesostigmata, Varroidae. Gene Ontology annotation, cellular component: anaphase-promoting complex. The record is from RefSeq and is a predicted model, not a curated record. Gene Ontology annotation, biological process: protein K11-linked ubiquitination.